This is a messenger RNA of Acanthoscelides obtectus, 4674 nucleotides long. The record is from the annotation of a GenBank genome assembly. Lineage: Eukaryota; Metazoa; Arthropoda; Insecta; Coleoptera; Chrysomelidae.
AAUCAUUUGGCCCGUCCUGUCAUCUGGACAUUACCUAAGAACUAACCGAAAAAUUACUAACGUCAUGAUGUAGUCAUCCUACCUUCAUCCAUAUACACCACAUAUUCGUCAUAAGGCCACCAAUGGAGAAAUUCACGUAACAUCACGCAUGAAGCAUGGGCAAGAAAACUAGACAUGUCAAACCAUACAGCUGCGAAUCCGCUCAAUUUCGACGUAAAAGAAAACCCUUAAAAGAGUCAAGCGAAUCUGGAGGUGCAGCAUCCUCUGAUGUGAGUAGGAAUACAGACGAGCUUGUCAGAUUGAUUUUAGAUUGCGUAGAUCAAAUUCCUGCUCUAACAGACCAGCUGGUUCAAAAUAUCUUAGGCAAUGAAGCGGAUGAAGCAAUUGUAAAUGAUAGCGAAGAAAUAAAAAAUGUAGACUUUGAAAACUGCUCCGAAAGUUGCGUACAGAACAUACCGUCUCAGAAAAGCAAAAAUACUAAACACGUAGAAAUCCAAAGCAGCAUUCAGGAACGUCCAAGAAAUGACGGAGCUGUAGAUGCGAAAAACAGGUCGACAGAUACAAUGAGAUGUGCUUUAAGGCUUGUAGAGGCAUGUUGUGAUCAAUGUGGAAUCGAUACUGUCCUUCAGAUUCCACAAGAGGUGAAAGACGAGGUCAAGGCAGCUAUAGCAAGGCUGCAAAAUCUGCUGAAUGAGAUGAGUACUGACGUGUUAAGGGCUAUUAGCGAUUGCUUGAGGCAAGCUAUAGCUUCAGAAUCAGAAUAUAUGACAGAUACUUGUAAUUCUAUUGAAAUAUCAAAUGCACCAGUAAGUAGAGCAGAUAGAAAAGAUAACAAAAAUGAUAACAAGAAAAGUUGUAUGAAGGUGACACUAUCGCUGUUAUCAGGAGCAAAAACUGAGAUAGUGGAAGUAACUAAAACAAGCUCUUAUGACCAGCAAUCUCAAAACAAGGACAAAAGAUUAGAUGAUAAAGAGUUACAAAAAUCUGAGACUUUCAAACAGGAUUCCUCAAAAACGUAUCUAAAAAAAGAUAAGUCGAAAGAUAAAUUAUAUAGUGAAGCUGGAAAUUCUAGAAGUGAGGUCACAGAUUCUCCAAAUAAUGAUGCGUCACAACAAUCCGUGACUAAGAAACAAGAUUUUUCAAACAGAAGUAUCUGGUGUUCGAAAAAGUCUAAAAAAGAAGAGCACAGAUCUUCCACAUCAAAUGAGAAAGACUCCAAGAAACCUAUCAAGAGGUCUAAAAUGAAACUGGCAGAUUCAAAGCACGAGUUAACAAAAUCAGAUCCUGAUAAUGAUUACAAAGGAAACAACAUCAAGAGAGAAGAGUCUGUAAAGCUGAAACAGUACCAUGAGCCUCAACGAAAUGAAGUAAGCUGUUGCCAAAUAAUUCAACAAGGAUGUAAAGCGUCAGAUGUUAUGUCAAGACGUGAAGACGAUCCUAUGUCAAGCAAGUCUACAAGCCUUCCAGAGAACAAAAGAGACAAGAGUGACUACGAUAUACACCGAUCUUCCAGAUUAAGUGAGAAAGACUCCAAGAAAUCUGUCAACGGAUCUAAAACCAAACUGGCAGAUUCAAAGCAUGAGUCAAGAAAAUCAGAUCAUUAUAACGAUCACAAAGAAGACAAAAUUAAUAGAGAAGAGAAUUCUGUAAAGCCUAGAGAUGACCACAGGCCUCAGCAAAUUGAAGGACGUUUUUGCCAAAUAAUUCAUCAAGGAUGUAAAGGGUCAGAUGUUAUGUCAAGAUGUGUGGACAAUCCUAAGUCAAGCAGGUCUGGGAGUAUUCUAGAGAACAAAAGAGAAAACACUGACAAUGAUGUGCACAGAGCUUCCGCAUCAGACGAGAAAGACUUUAAUAAAUCUGUCAAGGGAUCUAAAACGAAACUGGCAGAUUCAAAGCCUGAGUCAACAAAACCAUAUUAUGAUAAUGAUCAGAAAGAAUACAAAAUGAAGAGGGAAAAGAAGUGUGUGAGACCGAAAGAAGACCACCAGACCCAGCACAAUGAAGGAUGUUAUUGCUAUCGAGGAAAUAAAGCGCCAGAUGAUAUGUCAAGGUGUGAGGACAGUUAUAAGUUAAGCAAGUCUGGAAGUCAUUCAGAGAACAUAAGAGAGAAAAAGACCGAAAAAGAAGAGUACAGAUCUUCCACAUUAAAUGAGAGAGACUCCAAGCAAUCUGUCAAGGGAUCUGAACCCAAACUGGCAGAUUCAAAGGAUGAGUCGACAAAAUUAGAGCAUGAUAAUAAUCACAAAGAAGACAAAAUUGAGAUAGAAGAUAAGUCUCAUCGGAAUGGAGGAAGUUGUUGCCGAAUGACUCAUCAACAAUGUGAAGACGAUCAUAACUCAGGCAAGCCUGGAAAUCAUUCAGAGAAUAAGAUGAACAACAAUGGCUAUGAUAUAUACAUAUCUAGAACAGGCAUUUAUAUGGCCACUUCUAUGGAUCUGAAUCAGAAACGAUCUGGUCAAGUUCAAGACAAAAUAAAAUCAGACCCUAGAGGGUGUUCAAGUACAUCAAUGUCCAAGCGCCGAGAUUCUAGAACCCAAUGCUGCUCUAAGCACCAGAAAGCUCACGAAAGCCAUACCGAAGUCUAUCCAAGCAGAUCUAGUAAAGCAGUUACUGAUUUAACAGACAAGAAUUCAUGUGAUACUACCAGAGGUUCAAGAAGCUCGUUAACUUCAAGUUCAAAUCAAAGUUUUACGGAUCACAGUAAAAAACGUAGAAGUGUAGCAAAACACGAUAAGAAAAGCCAGACAAAUGAUUGUCGAUGCUUUGAGAAGAAACAGAAAUCCAACAGUAGAGCUCCUACAUCAGGACAUUCGUAUACAAGAUCUUCACCUUCAACAUCGUGCAAGCAAUGCUGCAACGAUAAAAUGAAUAGGAGUAAAUCAGAAGUUUCUCCUCCUCAACCAUCAACCAAUUCUUGCAACCAAAAAUCUUCAAAUAAUUUAUCACACCACAGAAGAAUGUCAAGCACUAGCACCCAACCACACGCCAGUGAAUCUUCAAUCUGUCCAUGCUCACAUCAAAAUGCUGAAGAUACAUCUCACUGUCUUUCUGAACUCAUACGUAGAAUCCAAGCCUUGUUGCACGAAAGGUGUUUUCGGAUAUUCUUUGGGCCAUCUUUGGAUGAGUCCGCUAUUGCAUUCUAUGAAACGUAUCCACUUUUACCCACUGCAGUUUCUAAUGCUAGGGUUAUGAUGAGGUGUCUACUGUCUUCUGAUGAAGAAGAAUUCUGAACUGGCUUCUACACGUCAAGAAGGGUUGGUAUAGGUGAGCUUCAAGGGAUAAGAUCUCAAAAUAUACCGGGUGAUUCAAAUUCGACUCCCACCACUGCCCACAUCGAACCACAUCUCAUCUCAAAAUCAUCAAGUGUCGCAUUCUACGAAAACCAACAUGGAAAAGAAAACGGUACAGUUUCAACGAUAUGCGGAAUUAGUAGAAAACGAGCUCGAACUUCUCAUAUUCUCAAUGUUCGAUCUGAUUGACUCAAAAGUGAAAACCUUGAGGAAGUUAAUGAAGUUCCACAUGCACAUUAAGAGGGUAACGACGUUAUCAUCUUUGAAGAAAAUGGGAUUGGCACGCAGCAAAUUUAAAAACGCCAAUUUGCCACCGUAUCCGAAUUGUUACUCGACAGAGAGUGAGGAGAUGUACUCUUUGUUGCCUAACAAAGGCAGUUUUGAUGCUAGUGAAAUCAGGACUUCUGAGAUUAGAGAUUUGUCAUCUGACGAUAAUGCAGAUCAUGUGAAGCAAGCGUUACCGAAUGAUUCUUUGCCAACUAUUGUACUAACCGAUGACAACAUCGCUGCGAAUCUGCAUACAGCACAGAAAAACUCAAACCAGAACAGCUCAUCAAUAACCACAGAGCAAGAUAUUUCCAAGGACAAAUUCGAGGAAGAUGGAACUGUCAAAAAAAAGUUCGAAAGAACUGAGGGAACCGUUGAAAAGUCCAAAAAUACUGAGCAAGCCUUCAAAGAGAAAUCUGAGGAAAAUGAUGGAAAUUUCAAAGAGAAAACUGAGACAAAUGAAGGAAUAACCAAGGAUGAGUCCAAAGAGAGUCAAUCGGCAGAUUCUAAAGAUAGCAACACAAAUGCUAUUGCAAAAGAUACCACUGAUGGAAUUGGAGACUCAUCGGUGCUACUGACACAUGACGACAAGUACACUAGCUACGUAACCAAAACCGAUACUAUGGAUACAAUAUCUGAUGACGAAAGGAAUGAUACUGACAAUUCAGGGUGCGAUGGUACAACAAAUUCGACAGCUAACUACGUAGCAGUCCGAACUCUGGAGGGAGCUUUGAACUCGCUGCAUGACUGUCAUCCUGGAGAUAGUGGAGUAUUUUUAGAUGGAAACACUUUCAAGCAUGUUGUUGACAUUCUACAGACAGUAUUGAAUACUUGUUGCCAAAAGAAAAGAUUGAGAUGUUCCUCAUUAGAAAGACAGGAUGAUAUAGAGAAAUGUCGUACCCAACCAACUUUCAAAAUGGUCGGCGGAGAAGUUCCAGUAAGAAUCAGCAGUUCCGUGGCUGAUUGUAAGAAGUACGUCAUCAGGCAGUGAAGUGUCCUGUGUUAGUUCUCGUCCCAUGGAUUAUUGCUUGAUACUUCUAUCCAGUGUCAAUUUUGUGAAUUUUCAAUAUGAUGGUAACAGUAACGAAAAAAUAAAGCCAUUCCAUACUUUUUUAUA